Messenger RNA from Racocetra persica, 241 nucleotides. NCBI's taxonomy places the organism in Eukaryota, Fungi, Glomeromycota, Glomeromycetes, Diversisporales, Gigasporaceae. The record is from the annotation of a GenBank genome assembly.
AUGAAUUUCGGUCAAAAACUUUUAGAAAUCACAACUGACAAUGCUGCCAAUAUGCUUGCGAUGGGGUGUAUUCUAAAAGAAAAAAUUAGCGAUGAAUUUGAUAAUCAAGAUGUACAGCAUUUUCACUAUAGUACGCAUGUUCUCAAUAUUAUUGUCAAAGAAGAAAUAAAAUCAAUUAGUAAAGAAAUUUCCAAGGCACAGGAGUUCUCUAUGAAACUUCGAAACUCUCCAUUGCUUAUUC